AUGUUCCUAAUAACGAAGAACAACGGAGAGUUUCGACCAAUUUUCGACCUGAGGGGACUCAAUCAACACGUAAGGACCAAAAAAUUCAAGUUGAUCUCACAUCACAAGAUCCCAGACUUUCUCCAGGACGGAGAUUGGUUGCCUCUCAUCUGCCCCUCACACCUUUGCGAUGGUAUCGAAUUGGGUUGCGGAGACCCUUCGAGCACAAGGUGUGAGGGUCGUCGUCUACCUAGACGACUUCCUGCUGGCCUCCCAGAACCGAGCCACAGCACACUCUCAAGCCAUCCAGGCAAUGAAGAGACUAGAGUUUUUGGGCUGGCACGUCAACUUAAACAAGUGCAUCCUGGAGCCCUGCCAAGAACUGGACUUCCUAGGUUUAACCUGGAAUACUGUGGAGAACCGCAUGUCCCUCCCAGUAAAAAAGGCACGCAAGAUCCACCUUUUAUCAGAAGAACUCAAGUCCAGUGGAGUCUGCCGUCUAAAGCAACUCCAAACACUCUUGGGGCACCUCAACUUCGCCGAUUACGUGAUACCCAGAGGGCGCCUCCACUCUCGUUACCUACAGAUCUUUUUAACGAAUUUCAACCAGAGGAGACCUCGCCAAAAACUCCAUAUCCCCACAACCGCAAAAAGCGAGCUGAAGUGGUGGUCGGAGGCAGUUCACCUGAACUCCCCACUCCACAAGCCACCAGUCCAAUUCUUCUUGACGACGGACGCAGCGGACAGCGGCUGGGGAGCCCAGUUAGGAUCUCAUCAUAUGGCAGGGACCUGGACAAACGAGCAGAGAGACUGGCACUCCAACAAGAAGGAGAUGUUUGCAGCUCUCUCAGCGUUACGCGAGGUAGCCCCUCAAAUUCAGGGCUCGCAUGUCAUGUUGCAGACAGACAACAGGUCACUAGCUGCAUACAUAAGGAAAGAGGGUGGAACAAAGUCCUUCAAUCUCCUGGAGCUAACCUAUCGUCUCCUUCAGCUUGUGGACGAUUUCCAAAUCACCUUAUCCGCGUCGUAUCUCCCCGGAAGGUACAACGGGAUUGCCGACAGUCUCUCCAGAGGAAAGCCACUCCCAGAAUGGCACCUCCUUCCAGCAGCCACCGAACAGAUAUUCAAACUAUGGGGGGCCCCAGAAAUCGACCUCUUCGCAAGCAGAAGGUCAGCAGUGGUCACUCACUACGUCUCACUGGACUCGACCGAUCAAUCCGCAUCCUUUCACGACGCCUUCAGUCGGCCAUGGCGGUUCAAGCUAGCCUGGGUCUUCCCUCCGCCCAGUCUACUACCCAGAACGUUAGCACACCUCAACAAGUGCCAGGGAACCUAUCUGGUAAUAGCCCCCGAGUGGGAACAGACAUUCUGGAGAGCAGAUCUGGCCAGCAGAGCGGUUUCACCGCCAAUAAAAAUUCAGAAUCUGAAGGAAACUCUGCUAGACCUGACCACGGGACUCCCCCCGCCACAGGUGGAAAAAAUCUGUCUCCAGGUGUGGAAGAUUGGGGCUGGACCUCGCUAACCAACGACUGGUCCUCUCCAGAGAGACAAUUACUGUCUACCAGCUGGCGCCAAUCCACCAUCGGUACCUAUCGUGCCCCUAUCCAGAGAUGGCUAAGAUGGUGCGAGAACAAGGGCAUAGCUCCCACCUCGCCUAAGGCUCCACAGCUGGCCAGGGUUUUAGCUGGUCUCUUCCUCAGAGAAAAGUUGGCUUACAAUACCAUUCUGUUGCAUCGCUCGGCAGUAACAACAUUCUGUGCCGGCAGAUCAUCUGAAGAUUUAACUUCACAUUUUUUGGUACGACAGGUCCUAAAAGCCAUCAAUAUCAGCAGACCUCCGGAGAUCAGGUCUCCUAUCUGGGACGCUGAGAUCGUGAUGAACUGGUUGUCCCGUGGAACGCCAGACCUAACCUUGUUUGAACUCUCAAGGCGUACGGCAACACUGCUCCUUUUAGCUUCAGGUCGGAGGGUCCACGACUUGACCCUUCUGUCAAUCGCCAAGGAGUCGGUUAUCAACUUAGGCAAUCAGGCUGGCGCCUCUUAAAACAUCCCAAUCGUUGGUUGUGCCCGGUAACUAUGAUCAGAGCAAUGCUGAAGCGCUCAGAACCUCGACGUAGCGCUGGAGAGUGCGACGCACUUUUCAUCUCCCUGAAAGGACCUCUGCAGCCUGCCUCAAGAUCCACGAUUGGUGGAUGGAUCCGCUCUGCUCUUAAAAACGCAGGCAUAGAAGCCCCUGCGGGAAGCAUUCGUUCAGCGGUCGCAUCUAGAGCCUGGCUAGAUAACCUACCCCUAGAAGAGAUCCUGUCACGCGGAAAUUGGAAAUGCGCAGAGACAUUUAGAAAGCAUUACUGCAGGAGGAUAGACACUCCAACUAUAGAGAGAACUAGUCUAGUAUCAAAGACUUUUGUUCCUAUUUGAAAAGCUGACAGAUAUGUAUUUUCAUAACUAAAGACCAAAUUUUAUAAAAGUUGUCACUCUUCAUGUAAGAUUUAAAUAAUUUAAAACACCUUCAGAGAAUAAAUAAUACUCUCCUCUAA
This is a messenger RNA of Fopius arisanus, 2515 nucleotides long. RefSeq lists its product as uncharacterized. Bases 1 to 2022 code for a protein of 673 amino acids. The record is from RefSeq and is a predicted model, not a curated record. The transcript is spliced from 3 exons. Lineage: Eukaryota; Metazoa; Arthropoda; Insecta; Hymenoptera; Braconidae.